Molecule: messenger RNA, 302 nt
Organism: Prorocentrum cordatum
Lineage: Eukaryota; Dinophyceae; Prorocentrales; Prorocentraceae
Source: the annotation of a GenBank genome assembly
GGACAACGGAGAUGGACUGGGGCAGCAUAUCGACCCUCGUGCUGAACAAGUGUCCGAUAUUCAGCGGGAAGGACGAGCAGUGGCAGGAGUGGUCCUUCAUCUUCGAGGGCGUGCCUGGAAUGGCACAGCUAGAGAACGCCCUAGACUGGGCGAGCAGAGGUUACAUCGACAUGAAGUCCAAGCAGGUCUACUACCUGCUGGUCAAUAUUGUGCGCGGCAAAACUCUGACGUUUGUGCGAGGUUCGGAGACGCACGACGGAGUCGUGGCCUGGGAGAAGAUCAAGAGCGAGUGCCAGCCCGAC